AACGUGUGAGCAGAAGGGACGGGAAGAGAACGCCACGGCGCCGUCGUUUGUGCUAAAAUGACGACUUUAGUGCUUGAUAACGGAGCUUACAAUGCCAAAAUCGGUUACAGCCAUGAAAAUGUCUCGGUUAUUCCUAACUGUCAGUUCAGGUCAAAAACGGCGCGACUUAAAACUUUUACUGCUAACCAGAUAGAUGAAAUAAAGGACCCUUCUGGACUCUUUUACAUUCUUCCUUUUCAGAAGGGCUAUUUGGUGAAUUGGGAUGUUCAAAGACAAGUUUGGGAUUACCUUUUUGGAAAAGAAAUGUAUCAGGUUGAUUUUUUAGAUACUAAUAUUAUUAUCACAGAACCAUACUUUAACUUCACUUCCAUUCAAGAAUCAAUGAAUGAAAUCCUAUUUGAAGAAUACCAGUUCCAAGCAGUAUUAAGAGUAAAUGCUGGGGCUCUCAGUGCACAUAGAUAUUUCCGAGAUAAUCCUUCUGAAUUAUGCUGUAUCAUAGUAGAUAGUGGAUAUUCCUUUACACAUAUAGUUCCUUAUUGUAGAAGUAAAAAGAAAAAAGAAGCAAUUAUUCGGAUAAAUGUGGGAGGAAAACUCCUAACCAAUCAUCUAAAGGAGAUCAUAUCUUACAGACAGCUGCACGUUAUGGAUGAAACACAUGUGAUUAAUCAAGUGAAAGAAGAUGUAUGCUAUGUGUCUCAGGAUUUUUAUAAAGACAUGGAUAUCGCAAAGUUGAAAGGAGAAGAAAAUACAGUAAUGAUAGACUAUGUUUUGCCUGACUUCAGUACAAUUAAAAAGGGCUUUUGUAAGCCAAGGGAAGAGAUGGUGUUAAGUGGAAAAUAUAAAUCUGGGGAACAGAUUCUUCGUCUGGCCAAUGAGAGAUUUGCUGUUCCCGAAAUCCUCUUUAAUCCUUCUGAUAUAGGUAUUCAAGAAAUGGGAAUUCCAGAAGCUAUUGUCUAUUCAAUUCAGAACUUACCUGAAGAAAUGCAGCCGCAUUUUUUUAAGAACAUUGUUUUGACAGGAGGAAAUUCCCUUUUCCCAGGAUUUAGAGAUCGAGUUUACUCAGAAGUUCGAUGUCUCACUCCAACAGAUUAUGAUGUUUCUGUUGUGCUGCCUGAAAACCCUAUUACUUAUGCCUGGGAAGGUGGAAAAUUGAUAUCAGAGAAUGACGACUUUGAAGAUAUGGUAGUAACAAGAGAAGAUUAUGAAGAAAAUGGACAUAGCGUCUGUGAAGAGAAAUUUGAUAUUUAAGAAACAUUUCUGAAUGAAAGUUUUGACUGGUUGUGACUGAAAGGUUUAAUUUCAGUGUGCUUUUUAAAAAAGGUUAAGGACCUGUGUUACCUUUCAUCCUAAGAUAAAAUCUUAAACUUAUGUAAAUACUUUGAUCCAUGGCUAAUUUUCAAAGGUUUCUUAGCUAGGUUAUUAAUUAAACUGUAACUCAGUCCAUAUUUUCAUUUAGGAGCUAGACUACUAUAACAAUGCUUGUGUUGUUUCUGAGAGUAGGUUAUCUUUCAUUAGAAGGUGAAAGAGUGAAUGUAUGUUAAGUUUAAUUCUUCAUAGUUGAAAGCGCAAACUUAACUGUCUGAGUGGUCAGUUUUCCUUAGAAGGUAGUUGUGUGUGACUAUGACUAAGACUUGGCCAAAGUGUUUUCUAGCUGAUAUGAUUUCUCUCUCUCUUUCAGAACUAAUUAGUUUAUUUUAAAAUCGUCAUAAGGUUGGAAGGACUAAUCUUACGUGUGCUUUGAAGUUUUAUUUUUUACUUAGAGUAAGUUUGAAAGAAUGGAGAUUAAAGCCAAUUUACUAAAGUGUUUUUGGUUACUAUUGUGUUGGCAUAAAUGUAUUAUUUCACUCAUAAAAAUACUGUACCAUUUUUUUAGGAUGAAAAGAAAUUUGAAGUUGGGGUUGUUCAAAAACUCUCAAUACAAAUGUUAGUGUUUAGUUUUAAAAACUCUUUUAUUAUCCACGGUAAGCAUUUUAAAGUUAAAGGCUACAGCUUUCCAGUUUAAGGAAACAGCUGACAGAGACAUUAAUAAAUGGAUCAGGUAGGUUUCUUUGAUUGCAAACAGUAGAAACUCAUUUGGCAAUGCUAAGCAAACCAAAAGUUAUCAGGACAGAGGACAGCUCAUAAAAUCUAAGAAAAGGCUGGACUAGUAGCCUUAGGAAGAAUAAAAACCAGGAUAUCCUUAGGAGUCUAGGUUACAGAUACCAAGGGACAAUCCUUAUAGAGCCCUGCCAUCAAAAUAUCUCAGCUUCUGUAUUUUCUAUCUCAUGUCAUUGUGCUCAUGAAUCAAAUUCCUACCAGUCUCUUUACCCUGGUGAGGAUCAUGCACCUACCCCGUGGCUUCAGGGACUUGGACUGUCCUACUACGAUAGCCUAGAGUGAAAGAAGGUAGUUUUGCAAAGGAAAAUUAGGGUGAAGAGACAGUUGUUGAGCAGGGUGAAAGAGCUGUCCACUACAGUUACAUCUGGAUUGUAUUGGAUUAGGGCCUGGUCACUCCUUCCUAGACCUAGGCUGGUUAUCAUUCCAGAGUUGCAAAUUGUGAUUGUUUGUGUGAUACCCAGUUACUAGCAAAUAAUCUGUGGGCAGUGUAGCAAAAAGAUGCUGGUGGUAUAAAGGAAGGUUUUGGAUCCAUAGAGUGUAACAGUGCUAGAAUUUCAAGGUGAUGUGCUUGGAGCUAAAAAGCUAAGUCCCCAUUUAAAGGGCUUUCCAUGACUUGUCAGGAAUUCAUCUUGCGCAGGCAGAAUAUUAUCAUCACCAACCAGGGUGUUUUUCCUGUGAGGAACUGGGACAUUCCUCAAAGCUGCAUCCCCAAAACAUGCCCUAGCCUGAAGUCUCCUGGUAUGUUCUGCUGAGAACGAUGUGUGUUUUCACAUGCUUAUAGUAAACUGUAAUUUCUGUAUAGAG
Molecule: messenger RNA, 2901 nt
Organism: Diceros bicornis minor
Lineage: Eukaryota; Metazoa; Chordata; Mammalia; Perissodactyla; Rhinocerotidae
Gene: ACTR6
Product: actin related protein 6
Exons: 11
Coding region: 58-1248 (396 amino acids)
Cellular component (GO): Swr1 complex
Molecular function (GO): nucleosome binding
Source: RefSeq, a predicted model, not a curated record